This is a messenger RNA of Aureobasidium vineae, 369 nucleotides long. The record is from the annotation of a GenBank genome assembly. Lineage: Eukaryota; Fungi; Ascomycota; Dothideomycetes; Dothideales; Saccotheciaceae.
AUGGCUGGGUUCGUCAAUUGCCUCUCUGUCCAGCUGCCCGACGUGUCGCAGCGCCCCUAUGGUGGUGCACAAACGCUGACCAGCUCUUGCAGCCUCAACUCUCCCGGUCUUUACCGCCGCAACAACGUCCCCCACUGGCAGCGCAUGCACCAGACCCACGACGGUCUCCGUCAGUGGCAGAAGGGCCCUCGCGCCAAGAUGAUGCUCUACCCAUACUACGCUCUGCUGGCCUCGACCUCGGCUGCCACCAUGUACAUGAUGGGCAGAAUGGUCCUCGUGCGUCCAUCCCAAUAUGCAACCCUCGCUCUCCGUACCACUGCUCUGACACUACGCGCAGNNGGCCACAAGACUUGGUUCUCCAGCAACUAG